Molecule: messenger RNA, 932 nt
Organism: Brassica napus (rape)
Lineage: Eukaryota; Viridiplantae; Streptophyta; Magnoliopsida; Brassicales; Brassicaceae
Product: outer envelope pore protein 21A, chloroplastic
Exons: 5
Coding region: 129-632 (167 amino acids)
Biological process (GO): regulation of monoatomic anion transport
Molecular function (GO): voltage-gated monoatomic anion channel activity
Source: RefSeq, a predicted model, not a curated record
CUUUGUAAACCGAAUCGAACCCGAUGAUAAACCGAUAAGGCCACCAGCGAGUAGUUGGGUAGGAGGAAUCGAGUAGUUGGUGGCUCCGCAAAAGUGCUUUUGGUUCCCGUGUGAAAGAGAAAGAGAAGAUGGAGACUUCUCUGAGGUAUUCAGCAAACUCCAGGUCUCUGAGAAUCCAUGCCAAAGAGAAACUCUCGGUUCACUCCAAAACUCAUUUGCAGCUUCAUGGAGAGCUAGAUACACGGGCUGGAUCGCCAAGUUACUUCUGUGCGAUGAUAAGACACUUUUUCCAUGAGGCUUCAACAAACAUUGGAGUAGGCUUGCAUUACGAUAAAAGCCAAAAGCUUCGGGGUUUUGUACGUGGGAAAAAGAAGUUCCCUCUGAGAACCGAUGCGCUUCUAACCUUUAAUAUCAAAGGAAGAUGUGAUUUUGACCAGGACUUUAAUCAGAGGAACCCAAAAGGAGCUGCUGAAUUUGAUUUGAACAUAUGGAAGUUUGAGAAAGAUCAGGACUUACGCCUCAGAGUUGGCUACGAGAUGUUUGACAAGGUCCCAUAUAUGCAAAUUAGAGAAAACAACUGGACUCUCAACACGAACUUGAAAGGAAAAUGGAAUGUGAGGUUUGAUCUCUAAGGAGGGGGAGGACAUGAACAGAAACCAACACACAUUAAAGGAAAGAUUACAUUCUAUAUUUGAUCUUUUUGGGAGAAAUGUAUUACUGAUUGCAGAAACUCCCUUUGGUUUAACCAGUUGUUAGCAAAUCUAUAGAUCUUUUGAUUUUGUUAUCAGGUCACUUUUUUACUCUUGCAACCAUCUGGAAUCUUAGUUAUUGUCUCAUGGGCGCUUGUAGCUAUUUCCAUGUUGGGAGAUAGAAUCCGUAUCUACUAAGUUUGAGUAUAUAUGUGGUCUUAUAAACCCACUUGGUUUCCUUUA